Messenger RNA from Oryctolagus cuniculus (rabbit), 2488 nucleotides. NCBI's taxonomy places the organism in Eukaryota, Metazoa, Chordata, Mammalia, Lagomorpha, Leporidae. The record is from RefSeq and is a predicted model, not a curated record.
AUGACGUCGCCACCCUCGGUGUUCUCCCUGGUGGAUGCCUCGGUCCCCGAAGCCCAGAACGCUUGGAUAACCUCCGCAGUGUACCACUGGGUGGAGAUGCGAACCAAGAUGAGCGUCAUGGGCUUCAAGGCCGAGGCCGUGAAGCCGCUGAACGAGGAGGCGGCCGCCGAGCUGGGCGCCGAGCUGCUGGGCGAGGCCACCAUCUUCAUCGUGGCCUGCAGCUGCCUGCUGCUGGAGUACUGGCGCCAGCAGGCGCAGCGGCGCCGCAACAAAGUCGAGCGGCUGGCGGCCUGGGACGCGCUGCGGGACGAGGUGGGCCACCUGGCGCUGGCACUGGAGGCGCUGCAGGAGCAGGUGCAGGCGGUGCCGCCGCAGAGCGCGCUGGAGGAGCUGCGCGCGCAGGUGCAGGAGGUGCGCGCCCAGCUCUGCGCCGCCGACCUGCAGCCCGCCCCCCAGGAGUAGGCGGCCGCAGGGCCCUGGUCUCGGAGGCAGCUGCUCUCUGCCCUGUGUCCCAUCCCAAACCGGCGGGGCUGGCACCACCUGGUCCUUUGGGGUGAGAAAGGAUCCUGGGCGGGGACUCACCCCACUGGGCAGCUGGUCACCUCCAUCCUGCCCCGCUCUGUGGCACCCUGCCCUGGGCCUCCAGGGAGUUGCGAUGCACCAGUGCCCAGGGCCCGCCGUGUCUUCUGUGGGCCCCCAGCCAGCCAGCCAGCCAGCCACUCACCAUUAAGCAGCCCACAGGACAUCCUUCUUUUUGGCAAAACAAAUUGGGUCCUGUACAGGGAUUUGGCCAACUUCUGUCACACCUCGUUAUGUCUCAGGGGAGCCCCCCACCUCUUCGUUGGUAGACCACUGUGGGGGGGGGGGUUGAAACCAUGCUGGAAGUUCCGGGGGACUCCACCAGCGCGUCCAUCUACCUCUCUUCUUGCGGGUGGGGUGACCUUGCACUGCGCUUGCCCCGCCAGUCACCCUCCGGCCCCCACCUGUAAUCCCCCCCCCGACAGUGCCUUCACCUGGCUUCUCCCCUCCCAGAGUGGAGGGCGCACAGCACCACCCUCUGGCCUGGCCACUGCCUCAUCUCCCAAACACAUCUCCCCCGACGGUUGGGGUGAUGCAGGACCCCAGGGAGAACCGCUCUGAACCCCUCUGCUCUCAGCCCAGCCCCGUUACCUGCCCCAGACCCCGAGCUGACCCCGCCCUUCCUCCUCACUCUUCCAGCUCCCCCACCUGUCAGUCACAUCCCACCUCCCACCCAGUCUGCUCCUCGGAGCUCUCAGAGGUCGCCCUUCCUGCCAAGGCCCCUCCAGGGAGCCCGCCCACCCGUCACCCGGACGGGCAGUCCUGCCUCCCCACUGGGGCGCGCGUGAGCUCUGGGACCUCUGAACUGCCUUGCCAGACUCUGUGUCCGUCAUUGAAGCAGCUCCGGGGGAAACAGGUCAUCUUGGGAACAUGUCUGAGACGGUGGCGUCCACCUGCAGAGUGGGUCGGGUGUUGGGGAACUCUGGGGGAGCGGGGACAGGGUUGACCCCGGAGCGUUUGCCCAGUGGGGAAACCGCAGCCCUGCAUGGACCCAGGGACCUGCCCUGGCUGUCUCCGGCAUGAAGGGGACGGGGCAGGGGAGCGGCCUGGCCAGGGACCACGAGGGGUUCCAGCAGAGAACCCAGCGUCCGUCCAUCCGUGCGUGAGGGAGAGGCAUGGAGGACGGAGCCGGCCUCCGGCCCCUCACAGCAGCCCUGCCAAUCACCCAGAGAGUUUAGCAUUUGUAAAAACCGGCAGAUUUAUUCCACGGGGGCCCAUUUUAUGAGGCUGAGGGGGAGGUGGGGGCAGAGGCCGCCUCCCCCCUGUUUCGCCCUCAUCUUCCCAAGGUGGGUGAAAAUGGCCAGGGCCCCACCUACCCAAAUACAAAACCAAAAAACUGAGGUUCCAAAAAGUUACAGCAUCUUAAUUCCUCAUAGAAAAGGGGAAGGAGCCAGAGGGAGGGAAGUCCCCGGGGUGGGGGCGGCACCCCAGCCCGACAGGACGUCCCCCGGCAGCUGCCCCAACCAGGGCACGCCGAGGGCCACAGCAUUAAAAACCCCCACACCCCAUGUUAUCAAAACCAAAGAGGCAAAAAAAAGUACCCUUCCCCCCCAAAACCCAAAUAUAUAUAUAUAUUUAUAUACUUCUUAAAAAACAAAACUUCGAAGGCAUUAAGCGUUAAAGUGAAUCUAAACAAGGGAAUGUGAAUUCCCUCUUCCCUUCCCCCUUACUGUGGGGUUAAUGGUACAUCCCCAGCAGAGGAACCAGCCCCAAGGGGAUGGCAGAGGGGAAGGACCAAAGGGAGCAAAGGGUGGGGGCCUCCCCAGCCAAUCAGCAGCCAGUACGGGUGUGGGCACGGUGCAGGGAAGCCACACCCCCUUGGAAUCUUCCAAGUGGGAGGGGGCAGGGGGAGAUGCAUUCCCGUGUAGUCUUCAGCCAAUUCCACGUGGAGUCGAGGCAGGGAAGCAGG